Molecule: messenger RNA, 1946 nt
Organism: Rhododendron vialii
Lineage: Eukaryota; Viridiplantae; Streptophyta; Magnoliopsida; Ericales; Ericaceae
Product: formamidopyrimidine-DNA glycosylase
Exons: 11
Coding region: 161-1432 (423 amino acids)
Biological process (GO): base-excision repair
Cellular component (GO): nucleus
Molecular function (GO): damaged DNA binding; DNA-(apurinic or apyrimidinic site) endonuclease activity; zinc ion binding
Source: RefSeq, a predicted model, not a curated record
AUUUUGUCUCCAGGAAAAAAAAAGGAGAAAAAUUACAUCGGACACUUCGCUCCCCCACGCUUUGCAGCAUUUUAGUCAGAAUCCGUGACUCUAUCCCCGAGCCACGAACCAGAAAGCGCGCGAAAACUCCAACGACGACGCCGGCCACACCGAAGACGAAAUGCCGGAGUUACCGGAAGUAGAAGCUGCUCGAAGAGCCAUCGAAGAGAACUGUAUCGGCAGGAAGAUCAAGCGGUCGCUGAUCGCCGACGAUCCCAAGGUCAUCGACGGCGUCUCUCGCUCCGACUUCGAGUCCUCUCUCCUCGGAAAGACCAUCGUCGCCGCUCACCGUAAGGGAAAGAACAUGUGGCUCCAGCUCGAUUCCCCUCCGUUUCCUUCUUUCCAGUUCGGAAUGGCAGGGGCUAUAUAUAUCAAAGGAGUCGCAGUUACAAAAUAUAAGAGGUCUGCCGUAAGUGACACUGAUGAAUGGCCGUCCAAGUAUUCCAAGUUAUUUAUUGAACUAGAUGACGGGAUGGAGCUAUCAUUCACGGAUAAGAGGCGUUUUGCGAAAGUUCGCUUGCUCAAAAAUCCGGCUUCUAUGCCCCCAAUAUCCGAGCUUGGUCCAGAUUCAUUAUUCGAGCCUAUGACCAUUGACGAGUUCAUCGACUCCUUGCGCAAGAAGAAGAUUGGAAUUAAGGCUCUCUUACUUGAUCAGAGUUUUAUGUCAGGUAUUGGCAAUUGGAUUGCAGAUGAAGUGCUAUACCAAGCAAGAAUCCAUCCAAUGCAAAUUGUUUCCAGCCUUCCCAAAGAAAGCUGUACGGCAUUGCACAAGUGCAUUAAAGAGGUUAUUCAUUACGCGGUUGAAGUUGAUGCGGACUGCGGCCGCUUCCCAUUGGAUUGGUUGUUUCAUUAUCGGUGGGGCAAAAAGCCCGGAAAAGUUAAUGCCGUUGAAGUUGGGGCGGAUAGCAGCCAAUUUCCUAGUAGUUGGAUUUUCCAUUCCCGCGAAAAGAAGCCCGGAAAGGCUUUUGUUGAUGGGAAGAAAAUUGAGUUUAUUACAGCUGGCGGCAGGACAUCAGCAUAUGUGCCGGAGUUACAAAAGCUGAGUGGGGAUCAAGCUGCAAAAGCACCGAGUAAACCGAGAAAGCAAACGGUGAAGGGAAGCAAGAAUGAGGACAGUGAUGACAAUGAUCAAGGAAGUGAGGAAGAGGAAAAUGCUGCUAAAAGCGUACAACCAAAGGGACGGAGGAGCACAACUGGGAAUGGACCUAAGAUGCCACCUGCAAAAAGAAAGUCCAGUCGAAGCAACAAGGACGAUGAGGAUGAGGAUGAUGAUGACGAUAGCAGUGAUAAUGAUGAUGAUGACGAUUAUGGCAGUGAUCAUAAGAAAAUUAGAACAGCUAAGAAUCCUCCUGCGAAAAGAAAGUCGAAGAAAGCUAGUAGUAAGAAAAAAUGAGGUGAAGAAGCUUCCUGUGAGAGAAUAUUAUGCAGAGGCAAAGGUGGAGAACAGAGGGAGUUAAUAGUUAAGGUAAAUGAAGGGAGCACAAACUAAGCUAUGAGAGUAUCACAAGCAGUUGUGCUUAGUCCGAUGAGUAUUUUCAAAGGAUGGAAGGGAGAGCUUUUGCUGCUAAUGUCUUUCGUAGUUUAAGCGUUUGUUUUCUGGGUACAAGUAGCUUAAGAGUUUUUGUCACCCUAGCCAAGGCCCUUCUUUCAGAAAUACCUGCCUUCUGAACCUCUCUCUCUCUCUCUCUCUCUCAUGUAAUCUCAACCUCUAUUUUGCGAGGUUCGAAUCAUGCAAAUGUGAAAUGGUGCAGAUCUUGGAUGUUGCAUAGGGCCAAAUGAACAAAUAUUUAAGUUCGAGAAUCCCAUACCAAUCUGAGUAUAUUUGGUGUGGGUUUGCCUAAGAGCUGAUUGCAUUCUACAAAAACUUGGCAUAUUCCUUGAAAUGAAGCUUGCAAUAUUGGAUCGAA